CUGAAAUAGAACCUUGGCAGCGUCAGUUGGAAUCAGACAGUUGGAAAGCAACAUUUUGAGCUUCCGCCCGCAAUGGCCUCUUCUUAGCAACACGCUAUUCACUUUAACAUCCGUCCCUACCACUCCAUCGUUAUUGAAAACGAAAAAGUAAAAGAGAUAAAAAUGGAGGAUUCCCCAACAUCUCGUCGAAGCAGAAAGGCAAACUUAUCAUCGUCCGACAUUUACGCCACUAUGGUCCGAAAAGACGACGUCGACGACGACGAUUCACUUCCUCCUUUACUUAAACGCUUACCUAAAGAUUUUGGCGGGGACCCCACCUUGAAUUCGGACGAUGAUCAGUACGACGAGGGGGCAUCUGUCUCCGGUACUAUGAUUGUCAAAACGUCGAACAGUUCGAGGGCGAGUCGUCCGCCGGCUCAAUUUUGGGAUCGAACUCAGAAGAGGGAUUAUAAUGACAAUGCGGCGUCGUAUAGGAGGAGAUUUGAGGAGGAGGAGGAAGAAGAAGAGGGGAACUUUUCGACGUUUGUGGUGAGGAAAGGGGCGGACGAGGAUGAAGAGGAGGAAGAAGAGGAGGAGGAAAUGGGAUCGGGGACGGUGGUGAGGAGGACGAGGAGGAAGAAGAGCCGCGGUGGAGGAAAUGGGAGUGGAGGUGGGACGAUGAGUAGGGCAGUGGCCAGUAUGCAGGCGGUUGGGGAGAUUGGUGGUGGAUUUGGCAGGCAGAGGAAAAGUGGCAGUGGUGGUGCUGGUGGGACGGUGGAGGAGGGUGGUGGUGGGGAUCGGUUUAGACGGAAUGGAAGUGGGAAAGUGUCCACAAGUUCAAUUCCGGAGAGUGUGACGAAGGAAGAUCCCACAACUAAGUAUGAAUUGCUGCAUGAGCUUGGGAAGGGAUCAUAUGGUGCUGUAUAUAAGGCUCGGGAUAAGAAAACUUCAGAGUUGGUUGCUAUCAAAGUAAUAUCUUUGAGUGAAGGGGAGGAGGGGUAUGAAGAAAUUCGAGGCGAAAUUGAGAUGUUGCAACAAUGUAAUCAUCCUAACGUUGUUCGCUACCUUGGGAGCUACCAAGGAGAAGAGUAUCUAUGGAUAGUGAUGGAGUAUUGUGGAGGUGGCAGUGUUGCUGACUUGAUGACCGUUACAGAUGAAUCUUUGGAGGAGUAUCAAAUAGCAUUUAUUUGUAGGGAAGCAUUAAAGGGUCUAUCCUAUUUGCACUCGAUCUUCAAGGUACAUAGAGAUAUUAAAGGCGGUAAUGUUUUGUUGACUGAACAGGGAGAGGUCAAGUUGGGUGAUUUUGGAGUUGCUGCACAAUUGACAAGGACUAUGUCCAAACGCAACACGUUUAUUGGCACACCUCAUUGGAUGGCUCCUGAAGUUAUUCAAGAAAGUCGUUACGAUGGGAAGGUUGAUGUGUGGGCUCUGGGAGUGUCUGCAAUAGAAAUGGCAGAGGGCUGUCCACCAAGAGCCACUGUUCAUCCAAUGAGGGUAUUGUUUAUGAUAUCGAUAGAACCAGCUCCAAUGCUUGAGGACAAAGAGAAAUGGUCUCUUGUUUUCCAUGACUUUGUAGCAAAGUGCCUUACUAAGGAUCCAAGGCUUCGUCCUACUGCAGCUGAGAUGCUAAAGCACAAAUUUAUUGAAAGAUGCAAAAGUGGAGCGUCUACAAUGCUGCCCAAGAUUGAGAAGGCAAGGCAGAUCAGGGCAUCCAUGGCGUUGCAAGCUCGAACUGUUACUCCAUCUUUACCUGGAGAGACUCCUUUGGGUAGUCCAAAAUUGAAUGAAGACUAUGGAGAUACUGUCCCAUCAAAGCCUCAGAACUUUGCUAAUGGGAUAGCUUCGGGACCUAUAGCUGAUAGGAUGGAACCAAAUAUGGAAGGUGAUUUUGGCACUGUCAUAGUUCGGGAUGGUGAAAUGGAUAUGACAACCAUACGUAGUACCUCUCUGACUAAUGCAGAAGAACCUUUGCCUGCUUCAGGACAAAUUGGAAGUCCAUACAUCAGUAGCGGCAGAGACAAAGCUAUAGAAUCCAGGGCGAGUGGCACAAUGAGAGUCCCUUCCCCCGUUGAAGGAUCUAUAUCUGUUGCACAGCCCUCUCAAACAUUCCCUCUUUCAAUCGUUGGCCCUCCUGAGCAGAAGCUUGAUGCAAAAAGCAGUGCCCAAGCAACUGUAGUUGCUGCUGCCGGCAUGAGCAGCAGUUCAUUUAUGAGUGAAACUGUAAGCCGGAAGGCAUUAGAUAAGCUGUGGUCAAUAUAUUCAGCUGGCAACACUGUGCCCAUUCCAUUUCUUAGGGCAACAGAUAUAUCGCCUAUUGCUCUUUUAUCUGACAAUGUACUUGGAGGCCCGAAACUGGAUGAUAGUGGAAGUAUAGCUGUUGAAGCAAUUCAGGAGCUUUUCACUAGUGAUGCUCAGUCUAAAAAGGGCCGAAAUAGACAAACUGAGGUACCCUUACCUCCCAGUGUGUGCCAGAGACUAACUUCGAGUCCUACUCUGAUGAAUCUCGCUCAGGCCCUAGCUUACCACAAGAUGUGUUAUGAGGAUAUGCCACUUCAGGAAAUGCAAGCAGCGCAAGAGCAGCAAACCAUCCAGAAUCUUUCUGAUACGCUUAGAACCAUUUUGAGAUUAUAGUUGACAGUAGAAAUUCCAAUGUCGUGUCCCAACUCUCUCAGUCUCGCAAAAUUUUGUUAUGAAAUGUUCUUUCUUUCGUGUUCCCCUGAUUUUGCUGGUCUAUCGGAGACUCUGUUGUAGAGUUGUAGCUUUACUGCUGCCAUGUAUAUUCAAUUAAUUUUUUCCGGAAUUAUUAUGUAAAUAUAUUUUAGCGUUUCUGAUA
Coffea eugenioides is the source of this 2812-nucleotide messenger RNA. Its product is annotated as serine/threonine-protein kinase 10. Gene Ontology annotation, biological process: intracellular signal transduction; regulation of MAPK cascade; protein phosphorylation. Bases 163 to 2610 code for a protein of 815 amino acids. The record is from RefSeq and is a predicted model, not a curated record. Gene Ontology annotation, molecular function: ATP binding; protein kinase activity. Lineage: Eukaryota; Viridiplantae; Streptophyta; Magnoliopsida; Gentianales; Rubiaceae. The transcript is spliced from 18 exons.